AUGAAAGAAUUCUAAACUUAAAUCAUUCAUUACAUAAACCUACUAUUAUAAUUAUUUGAAUUUGGUAAUUCAAAUAAGUUAAGUACUUAAUUAAAUCCAAAAUUUUCAUAUAAAAAUUUAAUAUAUUGCUUUUUGUAAAUCUAUAAAGAAAACAACAAUUUAUGGAUUACAUAAAAAAUCUUUUGCUUAUAAAUAUACAACUAGUUAAAUCCAUCUAUUAAAAACUGUAUUGGGAUUGAUGAUAUAAAAAUACAUUAUAUAUACUUAGCUCUUUUAGAUAAACAAGAUUAGUUAAUUUUGACGAUUUAUAUUAAGGUUAUCCUAAAUGUAAAAGGGAGAUCUUUUUGA
Messenger RNA from Paramecium tetraurelia, 348 nucleotides. RefSeq lists its product as uncharacterized. The transcript has a single exon. Lineage: Eukaryota; Ciliophora; Oligohymenophorea; Peniculida; Parameciidae. The record is from RefSeq and is a predicted model, not a curated record.